Messenger RNA from Ilex paraguariensis (yerba mate), 321 nucleotides. The record is from the annotation of a GenBank genome assembly. NCBI's taxonomy places the organism in Eukaryota, Viridiplantae, Streptophyta, Magnoliopsida, Aquifoliales, Aquifoliaceae.
AUGUAUUACAAACCUUGCACUUUGGUUUGCUAUAUUCAAGGUUUCAAGCUUGGUCUGUACGCAGCAUAUGGUUUAUGUUCUCGUCAAUUUGUGUUUAGUGUCACGUGGUGUGUUUCACCCACGAUUUUGUCAUGUCUCAACGUCAAUGAUAUUAAGGUGGAUAUGAUCCAGUUAUUUGCAUGCUCUUCUCUUGUCCACUGCUCAACCAUUGAAAAGCAAAAGCUUUUGGUGUCAACUUUUGAAGAAAACUUCAAAGCUGAAACAAUUCUUCUUCUUCUUCUUUCUGAGCCCAUUGUUUAUGUACUUAAACUGGAGGAGUGA